Messenger RNA from Rhodotorula graminis WP1, 1590 nucleotides. RefSeq lists its product as uncharacterized. The coding region runs from base 1 to 1590 and encodes 529 amino acids. Gene Ontology annotation, biological process: endocytosis; actin filament organization; actin cortical patch localization. The transcript is spliced from 9 exons. The record is from RefSeq and is a predicted model, not a curated record. Gene Ontology annotation, cellular component: actin cortical patch. Gene Ontology annotation, molecular function: phosphatidylinositol binding; ubiquitin binding. NCBI's taxonomy places the organism in Eukaryota, Fungi, Basidiomycota, Microbotryomycetes, Sporidiobolales, Sporidiobolaceae.
AUGUUGGCAGGUGCGCACACGGCUCUCUACUGCCCUCACCCGCCCACGCACGGUACUCACCUCGUCGUCCUCCCUCCCCUCCGCUCCCACCUCCCCACCGCGUCACAUCUCCGCUCGCUCGCUCAACAACGACCCGCCCUGCGUGCAGCCGCAAAAGCCGGCGUCGCCCUGCUCAAGGACGGCAACCUCGGCGAGAAGCCCCGCUCGAGCGUCUCGGCCCUGAUCGACAUCCUCUGCCUCGACAAGUACGACGAGGACGACCUCGACGGCAUCGCAGAGCUCGUCGAGAGCAUCAACCUGCAGCCCAUGACCGGCCCGACUGAAGCCUCGCGCGCCAUCCGCAAGAAGCUCAAGUACAGCAACAUCCACGGGCAGCUGCGCUCGCUCACCAUCCUCAAGGCGCUCGUCGAGAACUGCGGUCCUCGCUUCCAGACGACUUUCGCCAACGAGCGCCUUCUCGAGCGCAUCAAGGUCCUCGCCGGCGACCCCAACACCGAGCCGCAGGUCAAGAAGAAGGUCAUGAGCGUCCUCGGCAGCUGGUACAUCCAGUUCAAGGACGACCCCAAGAUGCAGCUCGUCGCCGGCCUGUACAAGAGCUGCGGAGGUGGCAAGCAGGUGCGUCACCCCUCUCUCUCCAUCGUCGUUCCUUCGGCCGCUCGUGCCGAGCGCAAGGCGGCCGAGAGUCGUGCCCGCGAGGCCGAGAAGGAGCGCAUCGCCAAGGCCAAGGCGGACAAGGAGCGUAUGAAGCAGCAGGCGCGCGCGGGCACGCAGACGAGGCCGAGGCGGCCGCCGUUCAACUUUGAGCAGGAGAAGCCCAAGAUCAUGGCCUCGGUCGGGCAGGGCACGCAGGCGGCGCAACGCCUCGUCAACGCCCUGCAACUCGUCAACCGCGAGAAGGAGUCGGUCACGACCAACGCGCGCGUGCAAGAGUGCCUCGAGAAGGCAAAGGCCGACCGCAAGAUCCUCAUUCGCUACAUCCAGCUCAUCGACCAAGACUCGGACGGCGACUUCCUCGGCACGCUCAUCGCGACCAACGAGCAGCAGGGCCUCACGGUCCCGCCGUCGGCGACGCCUCACGACGCCGGCGCGCGCGACGACGCCGACACGCAGAGCAUCCGCUCGCGCCUGUCGGCGUUCGACAUGCAGGACCGCGAGGUCGACAAGCUCCAGUCGCGGCAGAGGAGGAGGCUCGAGCGGCACUUGAGCAGCCGGGGCCCGCAGGGAGGCGUGCACCCGGAUCUGCAGGACCUCGCGUUCGGCCCGACAGGAGGCUCGGCCCUCCCUCCUCCGAUCCAGCCCCGCUCGGCCGAGGACACGUACCGCCACGGCUCGCUGUCCGACUACUCGGACUACUCGUCCGACGACGACUACUCGUCGGACGCGUCGCGUGGCCCGUCGCAGCACAGCGCGGCCGGGAGCUACGCGGCGCAGGUGCGCGAGGAGCGCGGCAAGGGCCCGCUCGCGCAGCAGGAGCACGAGCCCGAGGAGGACCCGUUCGCCGACCCGUUCGCCGACGGCAACGGCGCGAGCGAGUACGAGGUCAUGACGCCCGGGAUUGCCGACCGGAGGAUGGAGUGGAGGGAGGUCUGA